UAUGAUUGACGCUGGAACUCCUUGUGGCUUUCUUGUGAUGUGGGCUCAGGAGAGAGUUUAAAUCCCGAUAAAGAAAGAAAUACUGGAAGCGAAAGAGGUAUUCGGGCUGUACCUGUCAAAACCUUGUGUCAAACUCCAACCAUGCGGCAAAAUAUACGUCUCGCACGCCUCAGCCGAGCAGCUUCCCACAGAAAGAGACGAUAAAUUACUUCAUUUACAUUUGAAUGUAUACAUGUAUUUUUCCAAAAUAGAGGAUUUGGAAGAAGAAACCCGUCUCCCUUCUUGACAGAUUCUUCAAACGACCUUGGGAAGCUCAACUUAAAUGUAAGAGCAGCGCUAUGUCAUGGAGAAAAACACUGCAUUGCCUGGCUGCUGAUGAUGGCAUUGAGGUAUACUUGCAAAGCUACAAGGCUGCUGUUUUGAAACUUGGAUUGUGUCUGCCUUUUGUUGGUGUGCCAUUUCCUUUUUGGAUUAAACUACUAAAGAACUGGCAACUCUUUGGAGCUGAAAACAUUCUCCAAACAGAGCAGCACUGAGGGAAGGAUGUGUGUAAGGCUCUCUCCGUACAAUGGAUAAUAUCGUGGCAAAGGUGACUCAAGACUAGACCACAUUCAGCAGGAUUUCUAUGGCAGGGAGUGGCAAAAUGACACAGGAGAGCUGGAUCAAACGGAGGCAAUUUCACUGCAGCUGUCUUUCCCACCAGCAGUGAUAUCUAGACGGACCCAACACUCACUCCAACCCUGAGCUGAGAGAAACAGGAGGCAGCACCAACAAGGCCGUUCGCAUUCUGGUGAGUGCAGUGUCUGGAAAUGACAACCAAGAGGAAGAUCAUUGGCCGCCUGGUGCCCUGCCGCUGUUUCCGUGGUGAGGAGGAGGUCAUCUCCGUGCUUGACUACUCCCACUGCAGCCUCCAGCAGGUGCCGAAAGAGAUCUUCAGCUUCGAGCGCACGCUGGAGGAGCUCUACCUGGAUGCCAAUCAGAUCGAGGAACUGCCCAAGCAAUUAUUCAACUGUCAAGCACUGCGGAAACUGAGCAUACCUGACAAUGAUCUCUCCAACCUGCCUACCACCAUAGCCAGCCUUGUAAACCUAAAAGAGCUGGACAUCAGUAAAAAUGGUAUUCAAGAAUUCCCAGAUAAUAUUAAAUGCUGUAAAUGUCUAACAGUUGUGGAAGCCAGUGUCAAUCCAAUUACCAAGCUACCAGAUGGUUUCACCCAGCUUCUAAACCUAACACAGCUCUUUUUAAAUGAUGCCUUCCUGGAGUAUCUUCCUGCAAACUUUGGGAGACUUACCAAAUUACGCAUUUUGGAACUACGAGAAAAUCACCUGAAAACAUUACCAAAGUCAAUACACAGACUGACACAACUGGAGAGGUUAGACCUGGGCAGCAAUGAAUUCAGUGAGCUGCCUGAAGUCCUGGAGCAAAUACAGAACCUAAAGGAGAUGUGGAUGGAUAACAACUCACUGCAGACAUUACCGGGGUCUAUAGGGAAACUGAAGCAGCUGACAUACUUGGAUAUGUCCAAGAACAGGAUAGAAACCAUUGACAUGGAGAUCUCUGGCUGUGAAUGCCUGGAAGAUCUCCUUCUCUCCUCCAACAUGCUACAGCAGCUGCCUGACUCCAUAGGAAUGCUGAAGAGGCUGACAACACUGAAAGUAGAUGACAACCAGCUGACAUCACUGCCAAACACCAUUGGAAGUGGACGCGGCAAAUUAGGUUUAUCGCUUUUAGAAGAGUUUGAUUGCAGCUGUAAUGAGCUUGAAUCCCUUCCUCCGACAAUUGGCUACCUGCAUAAUCUACGAACAUUUACUGCUGAUGAAAACUUCCUUACAGAGCUGCCUAGAGAGAUCGGAAGCUGUAAGAAUGUCACUGUCAUGUCUCUUCGCUCCAAUAAACUUGAGUUCCUGCCUGAGGAGAUUGGACAGAUGACGAAACUGAGAGUUCUGAACCUGAGUGACAACAGGUUAAAGAAUUUGCCUUUCACUUUUACAAAACUAAAGGACCUUGCUGCACUCUGGCUAUCAGACAAUCAGUCUAAGGCCCUAAUCCCCCUUCAGACAGAGGCCCACCCAGAGACGAAACAGAGGGUGCUGACGAACUACAUGUUUCCUCAGCAGCCACGGCAUGAUGAAGAUUACCAGUCAGACAGUGAUAGUUUCAACCCUACAUUGUGGGAGGAGCAGAGACAGCAGCGCAUGACCGUGGCCUUUGAGUUCGAAGACAAGAAGGAGGAGGAGGACAACUCUGGGAAAGUGAAGGUUGAAAUCAAUCUGAAACGGUAUCCCACCCCCUAUCCAGAAGACCUGAAGAACAUGGUGAAGUCUGUUCAGAACCUGGUAGGCAAGACCACUCAUGCUCUGAGCACGGAGAAGUGCACAUCUGGGACCAACAUGGAUCACCAUGGCAAGGACAAGUAUGAGCCCAAGUGGCCCAUCACAACAAAGGAGGUAACAGUCGAGGUCACAGAGAGGGAGGCCAAAGACUUCCAGAAGACACAAAUGGCAGAGCAAAGCACCAUCCACAACUCAGCCAUGGAAAUCACAAAACGCAAGGAGAAAGAGGAGCUGACGGAGAGUUCUGAGAUUUCUUUACAUCGCGUCGUCCCCAAGCUGCAACAGCCAGAGAAUACGGCCCUGUCCCUUACAGCUUCCUGUUUCUGCCUCAUAGAUUCCUUAGGAGGUUCCCCAAAUGACAUACGGAUUUCUGACAUGCGCCCCACUUUGGUGGAGCCUGCAUUGUACAAGCCAAAAGUUGUACUGAUCGGGAAAGACAAGAAAGAGUCCACUGAUGAAUCUGAUGCAGAUAAAAUGCACUGCCUGAACAACAGCGGCUCCUCUGCAACCUACUCGGACUACUCUCCCUCCCAAGGCUCAUCGGGCUCCUCCAACCCCCCUGGCAAUGUUGGGACCCUGCAGCCUGUCACCAAGGAUGGGGCCCCUCCCUCUCAUUGGACUAACAGGCUUGCUCAGUCAUUUCCUCAACCCAUUGAAACCAAGCCUUUGCUGAGCCAGAGGGAUACUCCUCCUUCUAGCACGUUGCAGCAGCGGAACGAAAGGCACGCCUUGAGUGACACCUUUGACAGCUGGAACGACAGCACCCAUUAUGAUAACACAGGCUUUGUAGCUGAGGAGCAGCCCAUAGAGAACCCCAGCACUAACCCCAUGCUUGGCUCCAAAACCAGGAGUGUGUCCACUCACGGACGCAGACCUCUAUUGAGACAGGAGAGGAUAGUGGGUGUCCCCUUGGAGUUAGAGCAGCCCUCCUCCCACACAUUUCACAGUGUGCGGAAUACACCUGAAACUGAAGUGCCUCCUCCUAACCCUUGGCAAAACUGGACAAGGACCCCUAGCCCCUUUGAAGACAGGACUGCUUUCCCUUCCAAGUUAGAGAUCACCCCUGCCAGCAGCCCAGCCCCAGACCGGAAGGAUUUUGAGCAAGAGAUGAGCGAGUUGCCAGGCACUUUUCCCUCCACUGGAGCAUGGGGUUUCCUUGAUUCCAGAGAUUCGGGAACAGCACGAAACUCCUCCUCCAAUGUCUUUACGCACAUCCACUGCCGACAGGACCCCGCAAAGGGUGCCAUUGUCAUUAGCAAAAGCACAGAGCGGCUGUCCCCCAUGAUGAAGGAAGUUAAGGCCAAGUUCAAGAAGUCACAGAGCAUUGAUGAGAUCGAUAUCGGCUCCUACAAGGUUUACAGCAUCCCUCUGGAAAACUAUAGCUCUAGCAUGGAAAACCAAGGCAGUAUGGACAAACAGGAGCUUCCACCGCCACCGGAGCAGAGCAUGUCUCGCAGCCAGUCAGCUCCCAUGCUAGAUGAUGACCUGGAUGGCUAUGGCACUGGGAAGGGCUCCCAGCAGCAGAAACCUGUGAUUCCCAAAAAGGUGUAUCACUUCGACCAAAGCUUCAACCCUCAGGGCGCUGUGGAGGUGGUGAAGCCUGAGAGGAGAAUCCCUCCUCCUUUUCCCAACAACCCGGAGUACAUGAGCCAGCAGAACAAAAACAUUCCCAAGGAGUUGGUGAGUCCAAGGGGUUACCGGGGAUAUCCACCCAUGGAGCAUAUGUUUUCCUUCUCCCAGCCGUCGGUCAACGAGGAUGUCAUCGGUCAGCAGUUCCCCAGUCAGAGGUCCCGCUUCCUCAGGAGGGCAGAUUCUCUUGUCAGCUCCACAGAGAUGGCCCUCUUCCGGAGGGUGGCCGAAGCUCAGGAGCUCCCACUCACUGACCGGUACAAUAGGACACAUUUCAAAGGUAUGCUGGAGCACCAGAACAGCUUGUCCACCAUGGUUGAGUCCCAGUUCCACAAAAGGAAUGGUAGGUAUGAGGAUGAGUACUCUUCAUAUCAGGAGCCAAAAAAGUCUGCCACAGGUUUCCCAGCCAAGAACUUGACUCAGAGACGGCCGCUGUCAGCCAGAAGUUAUAGCACGGAGAGCUACGGAGCCUCUCAAGCCCGGCCUGUAUCUGCUCGGCCCACCAUGGCUGCUCUGCUGGAGAAGGUGCCCUCUGACUACAACAUCAGCUCCUGUACAGAGAAGAACGCAGAAAGUGAAUUGAAAAUGCGCCCUAUACCCGUGAAAGGAGAUGAGAGCUCCUCAAAAAUGCCGGUGGACUGGAGGCAACAGCUUCUCAGACACAUUGAAGCAAAAAGAUUGGACAGAAAUGCUGUUAAACACAACACAGUUAACAUCGGCAUGCUGUAUUCUGGACGCUAUUCUGCUGCACAUGCCAACAGAAGCAUAACUUUAAACUUUUACAAUAACUCAAAGCAUGAAAAGCAGUGGCUACCUCCACAUACACCCUCCCAGCAGAGCAACAUCCUAGAUAAUGGACAAGAGGAUAUGUCUCCCACGAGCCAAUGGGCCCCUUAUUCUCUAGGCAGAAGAGAUGUGCCACCAGAAAAUAUCAUCAAGAAGCUCCCUGACUCUUUGCCUAACGGGUUGAAUUACCCACAGGCAGGUAGCCAUCCCCUCCAAACGCAGACCAUGAUCGUGACCUCAUCCACCGCAACCCCCCCACACCGCUCUGCCAGGGACCAGCAGUACGAGGGGGCCAUCAACAAGAUCUCCAUCCAGCAGUACCAGUCGCCGCUGCCAGUGCCCAUCUCCACUACCAGCCCGCGCGGCCCGCCGAGUGGGCGCUGCCUCAUACAGACCAAAGGGCAGAAGAGUAUGGAUGGAUAUCAAGAGCAGUUUUGUGUGCGGAUAGAAAAGAACCCUGGUCUUGGUUUUAGCAUCUCGGGAGGAAUCAGUGGGCAGGGAAACCCCUUCAAACCGUCAGAUAUGGGUAUCUUUGUUACUAGGGUACAGCCUGACGGACCUGCCUCCAACGUGCUUCAACCUGGAGAUAAAAUCCUAAAGGCCAACGGACAUAGUUUUUUGCACAUGGAACAUGAAAGGGCUGUGUCUUUACUGAAGAGUUUCCAGAAAACUGUGGACUUGGUAAUCUUGAGAGAGAACACAGCCUAAAUAUUUUUUAUCGCAGCAUUACUUUUCACAUGGAAGGGACAUUUAAAAUUAUAUCCAAGUUAUCAAAACUCAUUUUUAUCUAGGAACAACAUUUGCCAAUUGCUGGACCAAUGGCAAAUACUAGUGCCAAAUGUAUAUUAGGAUACAUAUCUAAUAGUGUUACAAAUGGAUAUAAAGAACACAAGGUUUCAAAUUUAAUGUAAAUGUGAUUGAAUUCAGUUAUAUCUAUCAGCCUGAGGCUGUGGAUUGGUGCAAUUUUUUUUCUUUUGGCUUUUAAUUUUUUAAAAACAUUUUUAUGUAUUUUUUUUCUAAGUAGGGUUUCAUUUAGAUUUGAGAGCACGAAAGCACACAAGCUGUUUAGGAAUUACAUUCACCAUAAGCACUGCCUCAACUUUGUAUAUGCCUUUUGUAAAUAUAUAUUUACUUAUAACUUACAAAACAGGAGUAUAAGAGAGCUGUAUGAAGAAAGACAUAGAAAAGUAUUAUGCUAUUUUCUUAAAUAUAUAAAAUUUAUAGAUGCCCCACGGAAACCCUCUAGGAUAUCUUAAAAGAUUUAAAAAAUAAUCAAAAAUACCCUUUUGGAUAUUAAUAUAUAUGUAUAUAUUUUACCCCCUCUUUUGGUUUGCCUUUUGAUAUACAUUUAAAAUUAUUUUAAAAAAUGGGUUUAAUGUUGAUGAAUAUCUGCUUUGAGUGUCGUAAGAGUUCCAUAUUUGCCACAAGUUAGACUGUGUAACAGUGCCAUCUGCAGGAUAAGAGUGGCACAUCUCCACAUUGUUCUUCCUUAACAUCCGUGAUAGUCACUUGUACUCCUGAAGAGCUUCAGUGCAUCAAGAGUUAUAGGGAAUUUCCUGCAGGACCUGGAAACACUGAUAAUAUAGACCAGUCCUUCCCAAACCUGUGUAUCUAUUUAUGACCCUAUGAGUCCUGUCUUUUUUUUAGGACAAGUUCUUAGUUGCAGGCUAAUUAAUUACCGUUUUCUAUACAAGACAUAUUAUUGAACCUAGUUUCAGCACUUAGUUGAACAGGAUUUUAAAAUUAACAACUAUGUUCCAGAUUAUAAGUUUCAGAGCUCCUUUUAUUCAUGUUUGUUAUCUGAAAUUUAAAACUUCCAUUGUGGGGGUGUUUGAUACUCCUCUCUGUCUGUCCUAAACUGAUCAGAAAGAUAGCAAUAAGGGAGCAUAUUCUUAAUAAGAGGAGAGACUCUAUAUUGCUCUGCAAGCUGAAACUGUUGGAAUUAAUUUACUUGAAGGCAGGUAUAUUGUAGAUCAAGGACAGAUUGCAGAAAUAAUGGGCCUAAACAAGCAAGCAGAUAAUUUAAAGACAAAGUUUAGUACCACUGAUUAUGAAUAAAGUCACAAAGAGUCCAGGGUGGGAAGGAAACCAGAAAGCCCUACAGGAACAGGAAUAUCAGUGCUCUAUGUAUAAAGAACAUCCUCUGUGCAGGUCUGCAGAGGUGCCAUGGAGACUUCUAGCUGCUGCUUGGGUUUACGAGUCCUGUCUGACACAAACAGUGCAAGAAGGAAAUAAAAAGAUCCUUUAAAAAGACAUCUCCUCCCUCUUUCUAAAGUUAUAUAAAUGAAGUGUAUGUUUAACCUCAAUAUACUAACCUUGCAUUGUCCUAGAGAAAGGAAUAUACCAGGCUCUAAAACAACAAAAACAAGCUUUCUUAUUACUAAUUGUAACUUCGGAUUUUUAUUUUUCGUUUCUGUGAUACUUGUUGAACUAUUCGGCAGUUAUUAUAUUGUGCACAUACUUAUGUCAGUGGCCAGUAUGCUACAUUAACAAAUACAAAAUUCAAACUCUCCUAAAAGUGAGAAAAACACAUACAUAAAUUUAAGACUAUACUGUACACUUCAUUGUUAUGGAAAUAGAUUAUUAUUUUUCUGCAAGGUGGAUUUCAACGUUUAUUGAAAACUGAUCUGUUAAGAAUUAACUCCAAAUUACUGUUGAAUAGUUUUCAGAAAUGGAAAUCUUAAUCCCCCAGUAGAACAGGUGCACUUUACAGUGUUCUUGCAUUUUUCUGUGUUGCCUCAUUUACUCUUUCCCCCAUGUUCAUAAAUGUGCCAUUCGCCACACAUAGAGGAAGCAGUAUUAUCAAAGAAAAAGCCUAACCACACCACACAUCAUCCCAGCUUUUUUCAUUCAUUCAUUUCUGUUUCAAUUCAUUUUUGUAUAAUUGGGCUCUCCAGCUUGUUAAGAAAAUGUUAAACAAAAUCUGUUGUCCUGAAUGUUGAAAGAUCUCUUAUACUACCUAGGUGUUUUGAUUGGGUAGUGCCUUUUUCCUAACUUCCACCCUUCCUUUAGUCUCCUAACUUCCAGAACUUAGCAAUGACAUUUUCCCCUGGAUGCCAACAUUUAAAACAAAGCUCUAAUCUACACUAGGGACCAAGAGGAGGCAGCCAUGGGGUGAACAGUAGUUACCCAGCACUCAGCAUUACUCAUUUGUAGUAUGAGGAUGUGAAGGAUGUGUCAUUUUUCAUAAUACGCAACACAUUUACGUCAAAGAGCUGUUAACCAAAACACCAUCUCUGGUGAAAACCUCAGAAACAGUAGUUAGAAGCAAGAUAUUGUAUAUUUGAAAUAUUUUCCUGAAAUGCAUAAGAAAAAGGACACACACAGAUGCCCUAAAAGUUUUCUAAUGGACAGUCCUGUAUAAGAGUGCAGUAGAAAUCCCUGUAUGAGUGACCAUCUCUUACCAUAAUAACUUUACCUGCCCUGUACUCUUGAUUUUAAAAGCAGCAGCAGUAACAACAUUUUUAAUUGGUGAUAAGUGCCUUGUGGUACAAUCUACAGUAUACCCCUUAACAAGUUCUUUUCCUCCACAUGUUUCUUUCUGGCACCUGGGCAACCUCCUGCACACAGGAAGGGUCUUUGAGAGUUGAGCACUGAAGGCAAGUGAUCCUCCAUUUAAAGUUCUUCAUGUACUGUACAAGGUGCCAGAGUACAGAUCACAGCUUGAGCCAGUGACUUCUUUCAGUGACAAUACUGUAUGUCAGCCUCACAGACAGAUGGCUCUGACGCAUCGACUAUACCACCUAUUUUCUACAGGUGGUUUCAAAGUUUGUCUAAAUUUUAAUACCAUAUCUCCAGGAACCAAGGCAUUUUCAAAUAAACUGAGAUAGCAUUGCUGUAUGGGUUUUUUCCUUCUGCUUCACAUUAACAAGGUUUUCAGGUUUUAUGAUAAUGAUGUCUCUGGAAUAGUGUGGGAAGUAUAGAGUCUGGAGAAAAUGGGUGCGUCUAUCUAAAAACUGUUCUGUAAAUUUGACGCAAGAUUCUGCUUUAAGUAUUUGGAACAAAAUUUGUGUUCUUUCACUUUGGUUCACCUUAGACAUACAGUAAGUGCUCAUGAAGGUCAGAGGCCUGGGGAGCCAUCAUUUGUCUGCGAUACCAGCACAGUCAUGCUAGAGUCAUGUUUGUACUGCUAUAAGGACUUCCCAAGAAAUUAAGUUAGCUUUAAAAAACCCCAAUAGACAGGUGUUUAAAAUCAUUACCUUACUGAGGCAAUUCUCUAGCCACAGGUUUUAAUGCAUGCUUUCACUAGGUUUUAUACUUGUCUUAGGAUACAUUCAACAAUUUAAACAGUUCUUUUGUGUUUUUAAAUGGAUACACUUAAAUGUGCUUUUCAUUAAUUUUUUCUUUCAAACUUGAAUAAUAAAGAGGUCUUCAAUAUGCAAAGAAAGAUCAGUAUAGUGACAAUUGGUGCCAUAUAAUCUCUAUCAAAGGUGUAUGAACAAAGAGCCCUGGAGAAACCUAUAUUACUUUUUUUACGUAAACAAAUGUAGCAUUUUAUGUGACAUUUUUUGAGCAAAACUAAGCACUAAUAAGCUCUAGCCCUAUAAAAAGGCCUUGGAAAAAUCUGUGUCUAGCUUAGCUAGGUACAUUAGGUACAAGGUACUAUGGUGCCAUUGACCAAACUGAAGUUUGGAUAAGAAGUAAAUUACAAUAGUAAGACGAAAAAAUGUAACAUAACUAUAGAAAGCUUUGAUAAACAUUUUUUUUCUACUUAAUGUUUUCAGGUAAAUUCUUUCUAAUAUAUUGGUAUACUUAGCUUUGCUCAAAUUGUGAAAUUUUAUAAACACUACAACAGUGGAUGGAAAUGUCUUCAGGACACAGAAGGAAAGCUGUAGUAUCUGACAUGUAUAAUUAUUUCUACAGUAAUUGUGGAUUUGUGUUAUACAAAUAUAUAUAUGUAUAUGAAUAUAAAAAUGUCAUUUUUGUAUGUGUUUAAAAUACAGCUCUAUAUAAGAAAGCUAAUAUACGGUAAUUUUCAGUCUAAUUGCAGUAUUGAUGUAAAUAAUUGUGAAUGAAGACACAUUUAAAUAAUUUAUUCCUAUAGAUUGUGAAUGUAUUCCAAGCUUCUGCAGUAUGAAGACUUACUUGACUUGAAUGCUGCUUCAUUUUCUGUGCAAAAUGUAAUUUUAACAAAAAAACAAAAUUAUUCAGUUUAGUUGGACAGAUUUAGUGAGAGUUUAUUAUCCUGUUUAUUGAUUUGCACAUGCAAGUUUAAUCCUUCCAGUUUUAUUUCUGUAUUGACACGAAGAUAUGUAAUUGGUAAAGUAUAUAUUAUGUGUCUAGAAUGCAUUUUGCAGAUGCUAUCUGUAUAUAUUUAAAAUAAAUUUUAAUAAAAAAAAUAAAAAUGAACAAAACGCUGCGCAGCGUAUAACAGAGCCAUUUUCGGCUUUGGAAGUACACAUUUUUCAGUAUUUAAGAAGUGUUUUGAAUAAUGUACGAAAGUCUCUUUAUUGUACAAAUAAAAAUGUCACUUUAUUGUUAAAA
Molecule: messenger RNA, 10232 nt
Organism: Lepisosteus oculatus (spotted gar)
Lineage: Eukaryota; Metazoa; Chordata; Actinopteri; Semionotiformes; Lepisosteidae
Source: RefSeq, a predicted model, not a curated record